Scomber scombrus (Atlantic mackerel) is the source of this 1349-nucleotide messenger RNA. RefSeq lists its product as uncharacterized. The record is from RefSeq and is a predicted model, not a curated record. The transcript has 2 exons. NCBI's taxonomy places the organism in Eukaryota, Metazoa, Chordata, Actinopteri, Scombriformes, Scombridae. Bases 55 to 1308 code for a protein of 417 amino acids.
ACUUUUGUUUUCUUUUUACGAGUGAAUGGGCAGAGAUUAAGGGUGUGCAGGGGUAUGUUUUUGGCAACUAUGGGAAUAGGGACAUGGUCUGCUCAGAACUGGGUGCAAGACACAGACGCAACAGAGAGGAAAACAGCAUUGCGGCACAUAGAGGCUCAUGAGUUCAUCAGGAGUUUUCUAAAUGAUCUCCCUAAGGUGCCCUCCCACUAUUGUAGGUCAUCCACAUCCAAACAGUACCUGGAGCCUGUCUUUCAGUCCAUUGCUGACCUGCAUAGAGAGUACCAUCGUGCUGCUGAGGAGAAGAUGGUGAGACCGUUAUCAAGCAAGGUGUUCACUGAAGAGUUUAAGCAGCAGAACCUGGGUCUUUACCAUCCAAAGAAGGACCAGUGUGACACCUGCUGCUCCUUCAAGGCUGGUAACUUGGCAGAAAAUGAGUGGCAGGACCAUUUACUCAAAAAGGAAGAAGCCUGUGCUGAAAUAGUGCAGGACAAAAAUAAAGCAAAUGACAAAACAAUGGUUGUCUGCAUGGAUCUGCAAGCCCUCUUCCUCUGCCCCAGUUUGAAAGCGUCGGCUCUCUACUACAAAACAAAACUAGCCGUCCACAACUUUACUCUUUAUGAAAUGUCUACACAAAACGCCACUUGCUAUGUCUGGCAUGAAGGUGAAGGAACUCUGUCUGCCAGUGAGUUUGCAUCCUGUGUCAUCAAUUUCCUUUCUGAGCACAAAGAGCAUGAAGAAUACAUUUUGUGGAGCGAUGGUUGUGGGUACCAAAACCACAAUUCAGUCCUCAGCAACGCUCUUCUGAACUUCUGCAUGGAGACGAAGAAGGUGGUAACCCAGAAGUUCCUGGAGGAGGGACACACACAGAUGGAGUGUGACUCAGUGCACAGUGUCAUCAAGAGGCGUCUGAGAAACCAGAAAAUCUAUGUCCCGGCUGAAUACGUGGCUCUGAUGAAGAGUGCGCGGUCCAAGCCCAACCCAUAUGAAGUCAAAUAUGUGGACCAUACCUUCUUCCAAGACUUCACCAAUCUGAGGCUCUGCAGGUCUAUCUGCCCAGGGAUCAAACCCGGUGACCCCACUGAUGUCAGAGCCAUCAGGUACAACAUCAACGGGACGAUGGACUUUAAAACCCAGCACUCUGAUGACUGGAGACCAAAGCAGCAGCUCCGACACACAUCCUCACCUGCAGUCACACAACUCUACACAAACAGCCUGAAGAUCGAGGAGAUGAAAUACAAACACCUCCAAGAACUCAAGGAGGUCAUACCCAAAGACUUCCACAGUUUUUAUGACAAUCUGAAACACUAGGACACACACACACACACACACACACACACACACACACACAC